UAUCCUUGUGCUGUUUUGUGUUCCAUCUCUCUCUCUCCCUGUCUCUCCCGGAGCUUGGGAAGGCCAGGGGCGCGGAGGCUUUAGGGUUUAGUUAGGGCCUUAUGCCGCUGGCUCGCACGGCGCUGGAGGAGGAGACGGCGUAGAGGCGCGCGGCCCUCCCCGGCGCGGAAGCUUUCCAAGGUUCUUGUUUUUCUCUCAAGGCGAGGCUAGGGUUCUUCCGCCAGGAAAUAUGCAGGCGCUGGCGCCUCACGCUCCACCGGAAGCUCAAUCUCCGCAGCAGCAGCAGCAGCAGCAGCACCAGGGUCCGCCGCCGCCGCCGCCGCCAGCGCAGCCGCCGACGCAGCAGGCAUGGAUGCCGCCACAGCUGGGGAUUUCACAGGCCGGGAUUCUACCGCCACAGCAAGAAAUGCUGCCGCCGGUGAGCGUCAUGCUGCCUCCUCUCAAGCAGGGCCAGGCUCACAGCCCCGGGCACGCCAACGGGGAGCUUAAGACGCUCUGGGUGGGCGAUCUCCAGUACUGGAUGGACGAGGGCUACCUCUAUAGCUGCUUCGCUCACACCUCCGAGGUACAAGUUGCCAAAGUCAUACGCAAUAAGCAGACUGGAUAUUCAGAGGGUUACGGUUUUGUUGAGUUUACCAACCAUAGCACUGCAGAGAAAGUCCUUCAGUCUUUUAAUGGUACUCAAAUGCCUUCGACAGAUAUAGCCUUCCGCCUCAACUGGGCCUGUUUUGGGAUCGGGGAGAGAAGGCCAGACCAGGGUCCGGACUUCUCCAUCUUCGUGGGGGACCUCGCGCCGGAUGUCACAGAUUACAUGCUGCAGGAAACGUUUCAAAGCCGCUACUCGUCUGUCAAGGGUGCAAAGGUGGUGAUGGAUACUACAACCGCUCGCUCCAAGGGCUAUGGCUUUGUGAGGUUUGGGGACGAAGCCGAGAAGAUGAGGGCCAUGACAGAAAUGGCGGGUGUGUACUGCUCGACUCGUCCCAUGAGGAUUAGUACUGCAACACCUAAGAAAUCUUUAGCAACGAUUCCACCGAAAGUUUUCUACCCGAGUCAAAAUUUUGGAGUUCCACCUCUAACUGACAAUGACCCAUCUAACACUACGGUUUUCGUCGGUGGACUGGACCACAGUGUCAAAGAUGAAGAUUUGAAGCAGGUUUUCUCUCAAUUUGGGGAUAUACAGUACGUCAAGAUCCCUGCUGGUAAAAACUGUGGUUUUGUCCAGUUUUACACUAGGGCGAGUGCUGAAGAAGCCUUACAAAAACUUCAUGGCUCGACUAUAGGACAGCAAACGAUUCGUUUAUCAUGGGGCAGAAGUCCUGCAAACAAACAGCGACCACUCCAGCCAUGGGGACAGCAGGUCCAGCCAGAGUUUAACCAAUGGAACGGUCCUUACUACGGCUAUGGGCAAGGAUACGAAUGCUACGGCUUUGCCCCUCCGCCACAAGAUCCUGGAGCCUAUGCCUACGGCAAUUUUCCACAGGCGUAUGGAACGUAUCCCCAGCAGGUUAGCUGAUUCACGCAGCUAAAUUCUUGCAUACUCCGCCAACUGGAUCAAAGGCACAUACACAGACGCAUCAAGAAACUGGAGCUCGAGGGCAUCAAUGGGAUGGGUACAGUGCUCUCUCUUUUUUUUUCCUUAUCAUUCGGGGCGGAGGUGAUGAGUAGAUUUAGCUUAGCAGUGGAGUGUGUGCUUGUAGGAGGUAGCUUUUGUUGCUUGGUUUGAUUCAGACUAGUUGUAGUCCAUGUGUUUGCAUCUCUUUGUAAAUGGCAGCAGUCAUUCUAAUAGACUUAACCUUUGCAUUAA
Messenger RNA from Selaginella moellendorffii, 1804 nucleotides. Its product is annotated as polyadenylate-binding protein RBP45. Gene Ontology annotation, molecular function: mRNA binding. The record is from RefSeq and is a predicted model, not a curated record. The transcript has 6 exons. NCBI's taxonomy places the organism in Eukaryota, Viridiplantae, Streptophyta, Lycopodiopsida, Selaginellales, Selaginellaceae. Gene Ontology annotation, cellular component: cytosol. Bases 230 to 1513 code for a protein of 427 amino acids.